Lolium rigidum is the source of this 2166-nucleotide messenger RNA. Its product is annotated as wall-associated receptor kinase 5-like. Gene Ontology annotation, cellular component: plasma membrane. Bases 31 to 2166 code for a protein of 711 amino acids. Gene Ontology annotation, molecular function: polysaccharide binding; protein serine/threonine kinase activity; calcium ion binding. NCBI's taxonomy places the organism in Eukaryota, Viridiplantae, Streptophyta, Magnoliopsida, Poales, Poaceae. Gene Ontology annotation, biological process: cell surface receptor signaling pathway; protein phosphorylation. The record is from RefSeq and is a predicted model, not a curated record. The transcript is spliced from 3 exons.
CUUUGACGACAUCAGUUUCAGUGAAUUAGUAUGGCAGCAGUGCUACUGCUCGGUGUCAUUGCAGUCAUGAUGCACCUAGCAUCAAUAUCAUCAGCGCAGCCUCACCCCGGAUGCAGAACACAUUGUGGUAAAAUCGAGAUCCCCUACCCAUUUGGCAUUGGUGUCGGUUGUGCUAGGGAACAAGGAUUCGAGAUCAGUUGCAGCAGGACAGCCGAUGGACUCGAGAGGCCAUUCAUCGGUGAACAGGAGGUUAUGAAUAUCUGGGUAUCCCGUGGCCAGUCCCGAGCUUUAAUGCACUUUCCAUCAUAUUGCUACAAUUCUAGCACAAGACAAAUGGAUUCAUACAUAUGGGAAUUUAACUCAGUUUGGCCGUACCGGUUUUCGGAUGUGGACAACAAGUUCACAAGCAUUGGUUGCAACACACUUGCAUACAUUUACAACACCAACGGCAGGUCAAGGGAUGUGACAGGGUGUCCAUCCGUGUGUGCAAGCCCAGAAGACCUGACAAAUGGCUCGUGCCUUGGUGUAGGCUGCUGCCGAAGUGCCGUUCCCAAGGGCUUAACACGCUACUUCGUCUAUUUCUAUAAUGUAGAUUAUGUCAGUGUUUCAAAUACUUGGCCCUUUAACAAAUGCAGCUACGCCGGCUUGGUGGAAACAGAGUCGUUUCUCUUCAGCUCCGAUUAUGUAACAUCUACGAGUUUCAACGAUACCUACAAGGGGCGGCAGCCUUUGGUGCUUGACUGGGUGAUUGGGAAUGUCACGUAUGUCAAUGAAUGUGACCACAGUCCAAGUCCAUGCCCUGAGUCUGCAACUUGCCAAAACAGAAUAGGAGAGUACCAGUGUUCAUGCCCUUUUGGCAGCAAGUUUGCAAAGGAAACAAACUCUUGCACCAACCAGUUUAAAGGAGUCAUUGUUGGACUAAGCUGUGGUAUCGGAGUUCUAUUUAUUGUGUCAAUUUCAACUUUGUUGGUUCAGAGGUGGAAGAUAGGCAUUAAGAAUAGAGUUCAAAAAGCGAACUUCCGGAGAAACAAAGGCCUUGUCUUAGAACAAUUAAUCUCAUCCGAUGAAAGUGCCACACAUAGCACUAAAAUAUUUUCUUUGAAAGAGUUAGAGAAGGCUACAGACAAUUUUGACUCCACUCGCAUUCUAGGCCUUGGAGGGCAUGGUACCGUUUACAAGGGGAUUUUAUCAGAUCAGCGCGUGGUGGCCAUAAAGAAGUCCAAAAUGACUGAUCAAAGAGAGAUUGAUCAAUUUGUCAACGAACUUGCAAUCUUGUCACACAUCAAUCAUCGAAAUGUGGUAAAACUUUUUGGAUGUUGCCUUGAGUCGGAGGUUCCUUUGCUUGUAUAUGAGUUCAUCUCGAAUGGCACGCUGUCUGAACAUCUUCAUGGUGACCAUGUGAGUGGUAGAUGCUUGUUAUCCUGGGAAGAUCGUAUCCGAAUUGCUAGUGAGGCUGCAAGUGCUCUUGCUUAUCUUCAUUCUGCUGCUUCAAUACCAGUCUUCCAUAGAGAUGUGAAAAGUGCCAAUAUACUCUUGACAGAUAACUUCACUGCAAAGGUUGCAGACUUUGGUGCUUCGAGAUCCAUCUCCAUCGACGAAACUCGAGUGGUCACGACAGUGCAAGGCACUCUUGGAUACCUGGAUCCUGAGUAUUACCACACAGGGCAGCUAACUGAGAAGAGUGAUGUUUACAGUUUUGGUGUGAUCAUAGUCGAGCUCCUAACAAGGAAGAAGCCAAUCUUUCUAAACUCCCGGGAUGAGAAGAAAAACACAUGCGGCUGCUUCCUUCAGAGCCUACAAGAUAACACUACAAUGGAGAUUGUCGAUGUUCAGGUUCUGGAGGAAGGUAACGAGAGACAGAUCAUGGAGAUAGCUUCCCUUGCAAGUGCAUGUUUGAGGCUCAGAGGAGAAGACAGGCCUACCAUGAAAGAAGUGGAGGUAAGGCUGCAGCUCCUCAGAGGCAAGAUGGAACUGAAGAAGAACCACGAGUUAGAGGGGGACAAUGAAGCCAUGCCAUUGUUAUGUUCAAACUAUCCCAAUUAUCUCCGCACUAGCCCCGGUACACAGUGCGAUAAACUCUCGGCUGCUACUUCUUCAACUCAGGGUGUCACCCGCAGCUACACCAUGGAGCAAGAGCUUGUUUCUUGGACCGACCUACCUCGCUAA